AUGCUCCUCGCCACGCCUCCGCCGCAGCCGGCCGACCCGCCCCUCGCGCCUCUGUACGUGGCCGGCGACUCGCACGCCCUCUCGCCCUCGUGGCGCGUGGUGCGCUGGCGCGGACAGCCGCGCGUGCUCGUGACCGGCCUCAAGCUGUGGCACCUUCGCGACGGCGCAGACUUCUUCCCAAAGGCAAACUUCGAGGCGGCGGCCGCCUCCCUGCCCGACGGCGCAGACGUCGUCUUCGCGUUUGGAGAGAUCGACUGCCGCGAGGGCUUGCUGCUCGCCGUCGAGCGGGCGCGCUACCGAGACCUCGCACAGGCGAUCGACACGGUGGUUGACAUCUACAUCCGCACGCUGCGCCGGCUAGCGGCGCGCCGGCGCUUCAACAUCCUCGUCCCUCCGGUCCUGCCAGAGACUCGCGCCGUCGUCAAGCAGUUCAACGCAGCCCUGCGGCGCGCCGUCGAGCGCGCCUCGCCCGUGCUCGCUUGGCUCGACUUUUUCGAGCAGCUCCUCACACCCGCCGGCGACGCGCUCGCGGACGGCCUCGCCCUCGACGGCACCCACCUCAACCCGCAGUACGUCCGCCUGACGGCGCCGCGAAAGCUCACGAUCAAACCGCUUCGCACGGCGCCAAAGUUGCCCGCCAACUUCGAGCAGGCCACCUGGGCCAAGCUGCUGGACGCGGUGCGAGCUGUCCACGGCAAGCGUGCGGUGAACCACAGCCUGGAGGAGCUGUACCGAGGUGUGGAGGACAUGUGUGUGCAGCACAUGGCGGCGCGGACGUACGAUAAGCUGCAGGCAGAGUGCGAGGCCCACGUGGAGGCCUCGAUCGAGGCCCUACAGACCCCCGACACGAGCGCCUUCCUCUCGCUCGUGCACGGCUGCUGGUCGGCGCACUGCGAGGAGAUGCUCACCCUGCACUCGAUCUUCCUGUACCUCGACCGCACCUACGUCAUGCAGAGCGCCGCGCGGCGCUCCCUCUGGGAGAUGGGGCUGCACAGCUUCCGCGCGCAGCUGAGCGCGCGGCCCGAGGUGCUCGCCAAGUUGCGCGAUGGCGUGCUCGCGAGCAUCGAGCGGGAGCGGGGGGGCGACCAGGUGGAGCGGUCGCUGCUGGCGGAGCUGCUGCGCAUGCUCUACGACCUCGGGCUCUACCAGCGCCACUUCGAAGAGCAGUUCCCGUCAGUCAAGACAUAA
Molecule: messenger RNA, 1188 nt
Organism: Emiliania huxleyi CCMP1516
Lineage: Eukaryota; Haptophyta; Isochrysidales; Noelaerhabdaceae
Exons: 5
Coding region: 1-1188 (395 amino acids)
Biological process (GO): protein ubiquitination; ubiquitin-dependent protein catabolic process
Cellular component (GO): cullin-RING ubiquitin ligase complex
Molecular function (GO): ubiquitin protein ligase binding
Source: RefSeq, a predicted model, not a curated record